Molecule: messenger RNA, 855 nt
Organism: Lottia gigantea (owl limpet)
Lineage: Eukaryota; Metazoa; Mollusca; Gastropoda; Lottiidae
Exons: 2
Coding region: 10-501 (163 amino acids)
Biological process (GO): regulation of lipid metabolic process
Cellular component (GO): mitochondrion
Source: RefSeq, a predicted model, not a curated record
AAUAACAACAUGGUGUUCCCUCUCGUAAAGCUUGCCUACUUGGGCGUAAAACAAGGCAGUAAAUAUAUUGCCAACGGCUUAAAACGUCGGGCGAAGACAAGUUUGUUCUUCAGAAACUAUUUGUGUAUGCCAACCGCCCAACUUUACCAUUCUUUCGAAGUGAAUAUCAAGUUGAGACUUUUGGGACUUGGAAAGGCAAAACAUAUUGAAAAGUUAUCUGAGACUAUGGCUGUGGAAUUAGGAGCAGAUCUGUUAGGUGAAUUUAUAAUAUACUCUGUAGGUGCUCUGAUAAUCUACUUAGAAUAUUCCAGAUCAGCAUCUAAGGAAGAAGCGAAAGAGCAGUCCAUGAUUCAGAAAGACUUAAUUUUAGAACGACGUUUACAAGAGCAAGGACUUAUGAUUGAAAAACUUCACUCGGAAGUGAGGGAAAUGCAGCGAUUUAUUGGUGACUUAGACUCAAGAAAUACAAGCUUAACUACUAGGCUUUUCGGAAAGUCAUAGCUGAAAUAGAUAUAAUUAGUACAUUGUGAUUAGCAAUUAUAGCUUUGUGUAUGAUGUGGCAUUUAGCAAAUGAUAACUUAAUAAGCAGAUUAUCAAGUGAAAGAAAGAUACUGUGACUACAAUGAUUUCUGAAUUGAAUUUUUUCAAUCAUUUUCGAAUGAAUUGAAAUAUCAACUACAAAUUACCACUGAGAGUCUUAGAUUGUCUUUGGGUUGAUGAAAAUGUCAACUACUGGAAAAGUUAUUAUUUGUAAAGAUGUUUUUACAGUCUGAAAAGUGGGUCGUUUUCACAUGAAUUUUCUGGGAGGAAAUGUGUCAAUUUUUAAAGUAAAAAAACUAAACCCAUAUUUCUAUG